Messenger RNA from Adineta ricciae, 807 nucleotides. The record is from the annotation of a GenBank genome assembly. NCBI's taxonomy places the organism in Eukaryota, Metazoa, Rotifera, Eurotatoria, Adinetida, Adinetidae.
AUGAUGCACAUACACAAAUAUCUGGUCAUCUGUUGUGUUAUAUUGAUUGUGAUUCAAAAUACAAAAUGCGAUACGUCUGAUGAACCAGUCGAUGGAAGCAACGAAGGCUCUCAUUUCAAAAAAAUUGACUAUCCCAAUGGUGAUCAUUAUGAAGGUGAAUUCAAAGAUGGACAAGAAAACGGCAAAGGUACCUUCACUUUUGCUGAUGGAACGAAAUAUGUCGGUCCAAUGAAGAAUGGUCUGUUCAAUGGAGAAGGUGUGCUGACAUGGAAAAGUGGCGAUCGAUAUGAAGGUACUUUUCUCGAUGGGCAAAGAACUGGAAGCGGCACAUACUACUUUAAUAAUCAUGGUCAGUAUGUAGGUGAAUUUAAGAAUGGAGAUUUCCAUGGAAAAGGUGUGGAGACAUGGCCGAACGGUGAUCGAUACGAAGGAGUAUUUGUAAAUGGUAAAAAGACUAAAAAUGGUGUCUAUUAUUUUGCUGAUGGAACGAAAUACGUUGGCACAUUCAAUGGUGAUCUGUUCAAUGGAGAAGGUGUGCUGACAUGGAAAGAUGGUGGUCGAUAUGAAGGAAAAUUUGUUAGUGGUGAGAGAACUGGAUCUGGUUUCUAUUCUUCUGGCGAUUCUGAACUAUUCAUUGGCUCUUUUCUUAACGGUCAAUUCAACGGAGAAGGAAUUUAUAGAUAUGCAAAUGGUAACUUACUCAUUGGUACAUGGAAGAAAGGAAAGAAGAACGGUCGAAGUAGAUUAAUUGAUGCUGAUGGCACGGUGAAAAUAAUUAUGUGGAAAGACGACGAAUUAAUUAGUUAA